This is a messenger RNA of Drosophila eugracilis, 1111 nucleotides long. Its product is annotated as gigaxonin-like. The record is from RefSeq and is a predicted model, not a curated record. Bases 128 to 532 code for a protein of 134 amino acids. Lineage: Eukaryota; Metazoa; Arthropoda; Insecta; Diptera; Drosophilidae. The transcript has 2 exons.
GAACUGGACUUUUAUUGGGUUCGAGAACUCCUGAGCAUCCAAAGUGUGGGCGUGAACAGUGAGAUUGAGGUGAGAGGGUUAGGGCAUCCGAAUAUGUGGUCUUAAACUUCGGUGACCUCAGAUUUUUAUGAGUGCUGUUCGCUGGCUUAGUCAUAACUGGCCAAAACGAAAGGCUCAGAUGGAGAAGCUAAUGGAGUGUGUGCGGUUUUGCCUGCUUCCCCCGCCUUUCCUGAGAUUUCUGCAGGGAGAGCACAAUACCCUGAUACUCAACAGCAUCUGUCAGAGCGCCAAAGUCAAGGAACUAGUCAACAAAGCCUUCGUGUACACCUCCUCUGAACUCUACGAACUGAACCAAAAUAUUUACCACAUGCUCAAGGAGUUCCAUCCGCCGGAGCAGCGGAAGUGGAUAGUCGACAAGCGGUGCGCGUACCAUCGCCACCCAGGCGGACACCAGGGGCAGUUCUUCACCUACCAGCAGUUCCUCAACUACCUGGAGUCACUACACGAUUCGCUGCCCGAACAAUGCUCCUAGGUCACAGGGGUCUUAGCCGAAUCCCGCUCCAGGCCAAAAAAAGCAAUGGGAAAGCCAGAAGGAAGUGUGUCGCAAUGUUUGGCCAGUCGGCUCUCAAUGAGGCAGCUCCAAAGAGCCAAGCGACUUCAAUAGACUUUUGUGUUUGCCAUGCGAUUAUGCCUCGUUUCGGAUUUGGCCAACAGAGUCAACAGAGAUUUUGCAACCCGAAAAAGACAACAGCCAGCUUAGCGGGUUUACUUAACAAUGGCAGCAGCGCUGGCGGAUUAAAGUGGAGUGUCUUUAUAACUAAUUAGGUAAUAGUCUUAGGGGGAACCAAUUCAUCAUUUCAAGCUAUUUCUGUUUCAGUCUCAGCACUGUCUACAAAUUGUAUCCUUUUUUUGAUAAAUUUUUAAGCGGCUUUCUUACGUCACUGUGUAGCUACUUUCACCUAAUUGUGGUAAUAAAAUCAUUAGCUUAGCAUAAGUAUUAUUGGUAAUUCUAUAUCGCAUAAUAUAUUCUCACUUCAUUACUUGUAGUUUUUUAAUGUUUUAGUAACAAACUCAACUAGUUCGAAUCAAUAAAUAUAUGAAUCUUAUCUAC